Ambispora leptoticha is the source of this 459-nucleotide messenger RNA. NCBI's taxonomy places the organism in Eukaryota, Fungi, Glomeromycota, Glomeromycetes, Archaeosporales, Ambisporaceae. The record is from the annotation of a GenBank genome assembly.
CUAAAAGCGUAUUGUGAAAUCGGAUACGAGAAUCCUUCAUUUUUAAGAUGCCAUGGUAUAUCAAGAGAUGAAACUGGAAAAUAUAUCCUUGUUUUAAAAUACGCAGAAAUGGGUUCUUUAAAUAAGAAUCUUAGUUCUAUAGCGAAAAUGAGAUGGAAAGAUAAAUUGAAAUUAUUAUAUUGCAUAACUUCCGAUCUUGUAGCUAUCCAUUCCCAAGGACUCGAACAUCGAGAUUUGCAUAGUGGUAAUAUUUUACAAGAUAAUUUAUGUAGCGCGUAUAUCGCUGAUUUAGGCCUUUCUAAAACGAGUAAAAAAUUCGGUGUUGAACACUAUAUCGCUCCUGAAGUUUUGAUGGAUCAUAAAACGUUUACACCAGCAGUUGAUGGAUCAUUGAAGCCAGAUGCGUUAACUGACAGAGCAGCUAAUAAUGCAAUUCACAUUGAAAGUUUCAUAGUUUGA